Messenger RNA from Lycium ferocissimum, 1972 nucleotides. RefSeq names its product transcription factor E2FA. Gene Ontology annotation, biological process: regulation of transcription by RNA polymerase II. The transcript has 14 exons. Gene Ontology annotation, cellular component: RNA polymerase II transcription regulator complex. The record is from RefSeq and is a predicted model, not a curated record. Lineage: Eukaryota; Viridiplantae; Streptophyta; Magnoliopsida; Solanales; Solanaceae. Bases 113 to 1522 code for a protein of 469 amino acids. Gene Ontology annotation, molecular function: DNA-binding transcription factor activity, RNA polymerase II-specific; protein dimerization activity; RNA polymerase II cis-regulatory region sequence-specific DNA binding.
CAACCUACCCCCACCCCCACCCCCACACCAAAACCAACCAUACCCCACAAAAUUUCAGCUCAAAGGGUAUCCAAAUCAUAUCUCAGAUUCCAAAAUUACUACAAAAUCAAGAAUGACAAAUUCUAGUGGUGCUCCGGCGACUGGUGGUGCCACGGCGGCGCCACCGUCAAACGGCGGCGUUGAGAUCUCUCAGCCGAUUAAAAGAUACUUACCAUUUGCUUCUAUGAGACCCCCCUUUGUUAGUUCUGAAGAUUAUCAUAGAUUUAGUACACAUGGUGUUGUUGAUUCAAGAAUUGGACAGCCUGAAGCUAUUGUUGUUAAGUCUCCUGCACUAAAGCGGAAGACUGGCUAUAUCAAAGAAGUUGAGUCCAGUAACUGGACUGCUAAUUCCGGGUACGGUGAUGUGGCCAAUAGUCCACUUGGAACGCCUGUGUCCGGUAAAGGAGUAAGAGCACAUGGACGGUCAAGAGCCACAAAAAGUAAUAAAGCUGGACCUCAAACUCCUAUCUCUAAUGCUGGUUCUCCUUCUCUUACACCUGCAAGCUGCCGCUACGAUAGUUCAUUGGGUCUUUUAACGAAGAAAUUUAUCAACUUGAUCAAGCAUGCUGAAGAUGGUAUGCUUGAUCUUAACCAAGCUGCAGACACUUUGGAGGUGCAGAAAAGAAGGAUCUAUGAUAUAACAAAUGUGCUUGAAGGAAUUGGUCUUAUCGAAAAGAAGCUCAAGAACAGAAUACAAUGGAAGGGUGUUGAUGCUUCUAGACCUGGAGAAGUGGAUGACGAUGCCACUAUUUUAAAGGCCGAAAUUGACAGCCUUUUAAUGGAGGAGCGAAGACUGGAUGAGCGGGUUAGAGAAAUGCAAGAAAAUUUAAGGGAUAUGAGUGAAGACGAGAGCAACCAAAGGUGGCUUUUUGUAACUGAAGACGAUAUAAAGAGCCUACCUUGCUUUCAGAAUGAGACCCUAAUAGCAGUUAAAGCUCCUCAUGGCACCACCCUGGAAGUCCCAGAUCCUGAUGAGGCUGUGGACUAUCCACAGAGGAGAUACAGAAUUAUACUCAGAAGCACAAUGGGCCCCAUUGAUGUCUACCUUGUCAGUCAAUUUGAGGAGAAGUUUGACGAGAUGAAUGGUGUUGAACCGUCAGCGGCCAUCCCAGUUGCUUCAAGUUCAUGCUCUAUGGAUUAUCCAGGCAUGGAGAGAUCUACUGUUUCAAACAGUGUUACUGAGAAUGAAGGACAAACACAAAAUGUUGAUGAGUUGAGUUCUGAUCUUGGUACUUCACAGGAUUACGGUGGUGGAAUGAUGAAGAUUCUUCCUUCAGAUGUUGAUAAUGACGCAGAUUACUGGCUUCUAUCAGAUGCAAAUGUUAGCAUUACAGAUAUGUGGAAGACAGAUUCUGCAGUUGAAUGGGAUGGGGAAGCCUUGCUUCGUGAUUUUGCAAUAGAUGAUCUAGGUACCCCACGGGCGCACGCUCCUUCUACUACUAUUGCUGACAUACCAGCUCCUAUGAACGUGCCACCAAGAUAAUGUAGGCUCAAGUGAAUAAACUGAACUUGGAAAUUCCAGCCUAUUUAGUCGGAAACAAGAGAUCAUUGUCUCCUUUUUUGCUGUUUUGCUCCUUAGAUCCCUAAGGGCUCUGGACGGUGUACUGAGACUUUGUACAGUUGCGGAAUCUGCUUGACCCCUUUUACGCGGUUUAUCCUUGUAACCAAACAGAGAAUUGCAGACGGCAACAGAUGGGAGUUAAAAGAAUGGAAAGGAAAUGCUGCUUAUUUAUAAAAUUCUUGUUCUUAACACCCUCCCUAUAUCCCAUUUUCCUUGGUUUCUUUAAACUUUUAGCCUAUUUGGGAGGCUAAACAGGUGCAUCAGAUUAUAUUUUUGUGGCAUUUUUUGAACACUUUUCAAUUUUGGCUUAAAAUAACACAAUAUUGAAGUGUUCUUUGGAUGCUCAACUCUAGGUUCUCCAGGUACAGUUUA